Messenger RNA from Phytophthora infestans T30-4, 1270 nucleotides. Its product is annotated as regulator of chromosome condensation (RCC1)-like protein. The transcript is spliced from 5 exons. The record is from RefSeq and is a predicted model, not a curated record. NCBI's taxonomy places the organism in Eukaryota, Oomycota, Peronosporomycetes, Peronosporales, Peronosporaceae. Bases 11 to 1270 code for a protein of 419 amino acids.
CUGAAGAAGAAUGAGUAACUCGGAGUGCGUCGUGACGGCCUUUGGCUGCAAUGAUGACGGGCAGCUGGGCACGGGCGCUAAGCGUCGACCGACUUUAGCCAUUGACGACGUGUCGGCCUCAAAUUUCCCGCAACAGAUCGGUAACCUACCUGACGAGGACAUUGUGGCGGUCUCGUGCGGAUCUCGUCACACUAUGGCACUUACCUCCAGCGGCGCUGUGUACUCUUGGGGCUGGGGAUCGAUGGGACAACUGGGCCACGGAGAUCUCAAGAUCAUCAAUGAGCCGCAGAAGAUUGCCUUCUUCGAGCAGGAAAGGCUCGAGGUAGACUACAUUUCGUGUGGAGGUUGCCACUCUGCCGCUGUGACCAAAGACGGAACGCUUUACGUGUGGGGUGAGUCGCACUGGGGUCAACUUGGCUUGCCCAAGGAGUAUGAAGCAGCGCACGAGUCGUUGCCGGUUAAAUGCCCCAUGCCCGAGGGUGAAGCUGGCGAAACUAUCGUGAAGGUCAGCUGCGGCGGCACUCACACGGCUGCAUUGACUAGUUUUGGACGCGUCUACGUGUGGGGACGUGGCGAUAGUGGCCAGCUGGGCAUCGGCUCUGUGUGGAUGAAGGACCCAGAGAACGAGAGUUUAAUGGGAGCGAGCCGUCCGCAUCUGCUGAAGGCAUUCAAUGGUGAGAAGGUCGUGCAAGUUGCUUGUGGUGCUUUCCACUCGGCAGCAGUGACGGAGCAAGGACAUGUGUAUGUUUGGGGAAAAGAAGACUACGGUAUGCUUGGCGUUGGCCAGUCAUCCGACCAGCAGAUCCCGAAGCGCUUAGAGUAUUUUGACGACAUCCCAGUACUGCGUGUAUCAUGCGGUGGCUGGCACACGGUGGUGGUCGCCAAGUCGGGAGACUGCUACGCUUUCGGACGGGGUGAAUAUGGUCGACUGGGCCUAGGUGACACAAAGAGCCGUACCCGGCCGCACUUGGUGAAAGCAUUGAAGGGGAAAACGGUGAUUCAGGCAGCGUGCGGUGGCUCUCACACUCUGUUUGUCACGAGCGACGGCACCGCCUACGUUGCAGGACGGCCUGACCAUGGACGACUGGGUUUGGCGGACAUGAAGGCCUUGGGAGUACCUACGCGUCUGGACUUAGGUCCGAUCCCUGUUCGUCAGUUCUCUGCAGGCGGCGCGCACUCGGUGGCUUUGAUGCACAGCUCGCGCCCUAUCUUCUCGCCUAUGAUAUCUCCGAUCUCCACCAGCGAGUCUGUCCCGCAUGGUGAGCUAUAA